ACGGCGUCGAGCAAGGUUUCUCGGAUUGCCGCAAAAACCGCUUGUCAGGGAGCGAGGAUCCUGCGCCGGCGCUUCGCUGUCUGCCAUGGCAGGGCAGGCACAGGUCCCAGUGACCUUCGAGGACGUGGCUGUCUACCUGAGCCGUGCCGAGUGGGAGGCCAUCACCGAGGAGCAGCAGGAGCUCUACCGCAGCGUCAUGCUGGACGUCUAUGAGCUCCUGACAUCUCUGGGCAUCCAAGCAGAGCCCAUGGUAAGAAUUGAGGACAAGGCAUUUGGUGGUCACCAGCCUGGCUCCCAGGAGGAGGUGUCCCAGCAGCCCACUGACUGUGAUGCUGUUCCUGAUGUCACUGUGAAGGUGAAACCAAAAGAGGUGUCAUAUAUUGGAUUGGGGGACCCAGAAGUUCCUGACCACAGUGCUGGAGCAGAUGACAAGUGGAGGCCCAAGGAGAAGGUGACACCAGUGGUGAAGGACAUGACAGCAGCAACAGCAGAGCUGGGGGAGAGCCAGGGGACUUCAUCCUCUGAUCCACAGGGGAUAUGCCUGGAGAAGGUGACUGCUUCAGUGUGCAGCACUGGGCUGAUUGCUCCCUCAGCUUGUGGGGUGGGCCUUGCCCACAACAAUGUGGCUGAAGGUCCCUUCAUCUGCAGUAAGUGUGGGAAGAGCUUCAGCAUGAACUCCUAUCUAAUGUGGGGUGAUCAGACCCGCACCGGUGAGAAGCCCUUUGCCUGCCCUGAAUGUAGCAAUAACUUCCACAAGAAAAGCAGCUUGGUUUCCCACCAGGACAUCCACAGUGGUGCAAAGCCCUUUGCCUGCUCUGAGUGUGGGAAGAGCUUCUGCUCCAAAAGCAGCCUGGUCUCCCACCAGCGCCGUCACACUGGCGAGAAGCCCUUCGCCUGCUCUGAGUGUGGGAGGAGUUUCUUCUACAAAAGCGGCCUGAUCUCCCACGAACGCAUCCACACUGGCGAGAAGCCCUUUGCCUGCUCUGAGUGUGGCAGCAGAUUCUGCUACAAAAGCAGCCUGGUCACCCACCAGCGCCUCCACGGUGGCGAGAAGCCCUUUGCCUGCUCUGAGUGUGGCAGCAGAUACUGCUACAAAAGCAGCCUGGUCAUCCACCAGCGCCUCCACACUGGCGAGAAGCCCUUUGCCUGCUCUGAGUGUGGCAAGAGAUUCAUCCAGAGAAGCAACCUGGUCUCUCACCAGCGCAUCCACACUGGCGAGAAGCCCUUUGCCUGCUCUGAGUGUGGCAGGAGCUGUGACCAGAAUAACAAACUGGUUGCCCACCAGUGCCUCCGUGCUGGCAAGAAGCCCUUUGCCUGUGAUGUGUGUGGCAAGAGCUACACUGAGAAAAGCAGCCUGGGCUCCCACCAGCGCAUCCACACUAAUGAGAAGACCUUUGUCUGCACUGAGUGUGGCAAGAUCUUCAGCCGCAGCGACAAACUGAUCAUCCAUCAGCGCACCCACACUGGAGAGAAGCCCUUUGCCUGCAGUAAGUGUGGCAAGACCUUCAGCCGCAGCGACCAUCUGCUCGCCCACGAGCGCAUCCACACCGGAGAGAAGCCCUUUGCCUGCACUGAGUGUGGCAAAAGGUUCAACCGCAACGACACCCUGGUCACCCACCAGCGCCUCCACACUGGCGAGAAGCCCUUUGUCUGUGCCGAGUGUGGCAGGAGCUUCCAGCAGAGGGCUGACUUGAUUCGGCACCGGAACAGCCACACUGGCAAGAAACCCUUUGCCUGUCCUGACUGCGGCAAGAGAUUCGACCGCAUCGACCGCAUGUUCACCCACCAGCUCACCCACACUGCUGAGAAGGCCUUCACCUGCCCCGAGUGCGGCAAGGGCUUCAACCGCGUGGACCGCUUGUUCAAGCAUCGGCGCACCCACGUCGCGGAGUGAGACUCUGCCUGCCCCCCAGCUUUGGCCUGAACCCAGCGCCUCACCCAUGCAGUGGAGUGGCUCUGCCGUGCCCUGAGCACAGCAAGGUCUUCUCCCACCAGGAGUGGUGCUGUGCUUAUGCCAUGCACGGCAAGGAGAGGGUCCUGUCUGGUUGUGAGUAGCCUUGUGAUUAACAAGAUUAUAUCUAAGCAAAGCUAAGAUCUUCUCUGCCUAUCAAGACUGCAGCUGCGCUGGAAAGGGGGAUGGUGAAAAGACCCCUGGAAUAUGCACCUUCUGGCACGAUAAGGCCAGGGAUAUGUAGAGGUGUGUGAACAGGUAGGAGGCAAAGGAGGGGGCAGAGGCCCAUCCCUGCAAGCAAACAGGAAUAUGCAUUAAAGCCUCGUGGAGGCAACAUCUGUACACAUCAGGGUGAGAGGCCAGGAGGAAACUGCGAUUAAAGAAGUGAAUAAAAGCCCCGAGCUAUACCAACUUAUGGAGCCAUCUCAAGUUGGAGGCAGCAGCCCAGGACUUCUCUCCCUGCUCCCUCACCAAAGAGGGACAUGCUGGAGCCUUCUCUGAGGAGGAAACACAUCGAGGGAGGACGUGAUCCUGGGAUGUCUCCCCCUCCUCCUCUUGUGUGGAGGCACCACACCCUCAGACAACACAAACUGGGAAGGUGGGCUCUGGGACCUUUCUUGCUUUUUGCCUUUUCUCCCUUCCUCUGCUUUGUUCACUUUAUCCUUUAAUAAAUAUCCUCACUUAGUA
Messenger RNA from Pogoniulus pusillus (Red-fronted tinkerbird), 2638 nucleotides. Its product is annotated as zinc finger protein OZF-like. Bases 86 to 1894 code for a protein of 602 amino acids. Gene Ontology annotation, cellular component: nucleus. Gene Ontology annotation, molecular function: RNA polymerase II cis-regulatory region sequence-specific DNA binding; DNA-binding transcription factor activity, RNA polymerase II-specific. The transcript has 5 exons. Gene Ontology annotation, biological process: regulation of transcription by RNA polymerase II. The record is from RefSeq and is a predicted model, not a curated record. NCBI's taxonomy places the organism in Eukaryota, Metazoa, Chordata, Aves, Piciformes, Lybiidae.